CUCUCUCUCUCUCUUCCACACACUCUGUAUUGUAGGUGACUACAGUCCAAAGACCAAGCGCUCGUGUGUUUGAACUCAAAUCCAACCCAUUAGCAUUAGAAAAAACAAAACCAUCGUGCACAAAAUGCAGCAGCCGACGAGCUUGGAGGGCUGGACGACCGUCCCAAUGCAGACCGGCGACAAGGCGUACCUGAACUCUGCCGGAAGCGAGAUCUGGGCGCCGCCGUCGUCUGCGCGUGCAGGUGCAGGUGCACAGUCAAGCACGGGAGGCAAGCCGAGGCCCAUGUGCGGCACGCUGCGCGUCGGCGUGGUGGACGCCAAGCUCGCUGGAGCCAAGGAGCAGGACUCGCUCGUCGUCAUCGCCACAGACCAGCACGGCAAGCUCGUCCGCAAGGCACAGACAGACCCGCGCUUGAAAACCAACGCUCCGAGCUGGUUUGAGUACUUUGACGUCUCGGUCGACUAUGGCCGCUUUGCCCACCUCUCCAUCCGCCAGCCGCCGCGCGGUUUGCUGAGGUUUGGCAAGGGUGAAGAGUUUGCGCGCGGCGUUGUCGACCUGACGCCCCUCCUCGAUGGCACACAGCAUGACGUGCGCCUCAACCUCGUUCCCGCGGGCCAGAUUCACCUGAAAUUGUUCUUCUCGGACGAGUCGGGCAUGUUUGGCUUGGACCUCGCGGCGACCGUGCGUCGCGAAAAGCGCACCAACAUCAACGUGCCCUUCAUUAUCGAGGCUUGCGUCACCCAUGUCGAGAAAAAUGGCCUCGACAAUGUCGGCAUGUACCGCAUUUGCGGCACCAAGACCGCCGUUGACGCGUUGCGCGCGCGCUUCAACCAGGCCGGCGCGCAGACCAAGUUCGCUUUCGGAGAAGACGAGGAUAUCAACAACGUCGGCAGCUUGCUCAAGCAGUACCUGCGCGAGCUUCCCGAGCCGCUGUUCACGUAUGCCAAGUUUCACGACUUUGUCGCCGCUGUCAACAUGAUUGAUCGCGACCUCGAGGCCAAGAAGGACGUCUUCCGCCAACUUAUCCACUCGCUUCCCAUUGUCAACCGACAAACCAUCGUCUACUUGAUGCUUCAUCUGAGCCACCUUGCCAACAAUUGCAAUGAAAACAAGAUGACCCCCACCAACAUUGGCACGUGCUUUGGCCCCUCUGUGCUGGCGCCGCCGCCUCCCAUCGUCAAGAAGGGCUCCAAGCCGCAGCCAGCGGAUGUCGACAUGGCCACUCUUGCGGCUCAGGCUGGCAUUGUCAAGUUUAUCAUUGAGCACUGGGCGGAUCUUGCCAUUGAGACUGCCCCUGCGCGCCGCGUCAUCGCCGCAUCCAACAUUCCGGCUGGUUCUCCAGCCUCCGCCGCCGCCGCCGCCGCUGUGGGUGCAUCCGUCCCGCCCAAGCCCGAAAAGCCGUCGACCGCAGGCCGUCCUGCCCGUGGUUCCCUCAAACUGCCUUCGUCGGAGCCCAAGCCCACCUCCUCGCAGUUCUCUGCCUCGGACAGCAUCCAGGCUGUUCUGUUCCUCAAGUACGACAAGGACAAGAGCCAAAGUCUCGACAAGAAGGAGUUUUCCGCGCUCUGUGGCGAUCUUGGCUUGAAUGCUGAGGAGGCCAACCAACUGAUGGCUGAUGUCGAUGUCAACCGCGACGGAAACAUUAGCUUUGAUGAAUUCCAGGGUCUCACCGACAAAAUUGAAGUUUUCGUGGCCGCCAGCCAGGGUUUCCGCAGCAACAACAAGCGCGCACUUUCUGUUCAAAUGUCUGCCUCCAGCGAGCUCGAGGCGGGUGUUACUGGCGAUCAGUCGCCCGAGUCUGUGCUGACUCGUGCCGCCGUGUCACGCGCGCAGUCUGUCGCCGAAAUGUCCCCCGAAGAGGAGGCUGAGGAGGCCAUGGCGAACGGCAGCAAUUCCAUCCGAGCGCUGUUCCAGCGGUACGACGAAGAUGGCUCCGGUUCCAUCGGUGCCAGCGAGCUGGGCAAGUUGCUGUACGAUGCUGGCCAUCGCUUGACUGACGACGAGCUAAAGUUCGCCGUCCAACGCCUUGCAAACAAGGAGAAUGAAAUCACCUUCUCGGCAUUUGCCGAAUGGUGGGCCAAGGAUGACAAGUUCCGCGGCCUCCACUUGACCGACACACAGCUCGAGCAUCUGCAUCGAGCUGCACAGUACUUCCAGCACUUUGACGUGGAUAUGAGCGGCGUCUUGUCGCGCGAGGAGUUUUCAGCCCUGUAUGCCGACUUGUCUCAUUAUGGCCUGUCGCUUCCGUCGGAGAAGGAGUGCUUCCUCAAUCUGGACAAGGACCGCGACAACACUGUCUCUUUCAACGAGUAUGUGCAAUGGCUGCUCGAAAUCGGCUCGCUCGAACUGUCUGAGGACCUCCCCAACACGAGCGUUUAACAACGAGGUCUGGUCUGGGUUUUCGACAUGUUGCGUUUUUCUUGUUUUGUUUUUUUGUUUUUUUUUGUCAGAUUGUUCGAUUGCAUGCACUUUUUCUCUCGUUGUAACCUUGGUGAUGUUUUUGGCGCCAGCAAACCAACCGAGAGUUGAACCGCGUUCUGUUUUUUGCUUGGUGAUCAUGGGUGACUUGAUUGGAUGAUGCAGUACACAUACACACACACACCAACA
Capsaspora owczarzaki ATCC 30864 is the source of this 2608-nucleotide messenger RNA. RefSeq lists its product as hypothetical. The transcript has 5 exons. Gene Ontology annotation, cellular component: cytoplasm. Lineage: Eukaryota; Filasterea; Ministeriida; Capsasporidae. Gene Ontology annotation, biological process: regulation of GTPase activity; signal transduction. The record is from RefSeq and is a predicted model, not a curated record. The coding region runs from base 125 to 2380 and encodes 751 amino acids. Gene Ontology annotation, molecular function: calcium ion binding.